Molecule: messenger RNA, 469 nt
Organism: Bactrocera tryoni
Lineage: Eukaryota; Metazoa; Arthropoda; Insecta; Diptera; Tephritidae
Gene: Sdhaf3
Product: succinate dehydrogenase assembly factor 3, mitochondrial
Exons: 3
Coding region: 66-452 (128 amino acids)
Biological process (GO): succinate metabolic process; mitochondrial respiratory chain complex II assembly
Cellular component (GO): mitochondrion; mitochondrial intermembrane space
Source: RefSeq, a predicted model, not a curated record
UUUGUCAAAGUCAAAUAGCUUUAUAAAAAUAAAUCAUAACAUUACUAUCACAUAACUACUAAUAAAUGUCUAAAAUAAUUGUUAAUCAACUGACACACGCACAAAAGGUGCGUAUUCUAUAUAAAACAAUUUUACGUUUACACAGAGGUCUACCAGACGAACUUCGGGAAUUGGGUGAUAAAUAUGCUCGCGAUGAAUUUCGCCGUCAUCUUACUUGCUCACCUAUGGAGGCGCAAUUAUUUAUAACAGAAUGGGCGAAGUAUGCCGUAACAAUUACUUCACAAUUAGGUCUGAAAGGCAAAGCAAAAGGUACGAUAGGAGACCAAUUGGACACAAGCACUGUGGAAAUGCUUAAAGACGACCAAGUGAUACAAUUGUAUGAAUUAAUGUUGGUUGCUAAGGGCAUUGAAGGUGAUACAAUUACCCCUACAGAUAUAAAUCAGGCUAAAUAAACACAAAAUAAAUUUUA